This is a messenger RNA of Pantherophis guttatus, 3582 nucleotides long. The record is from RefSeq and is a predicted model, not a curated record. Lineage: Eukaryota; Metazoa; Chordata; Lepidosauria; Squamata; Colubridae.
GCAAGAUGGAGGCAGUGAAGUCUUUGGCUUGAUAUACAAGACAUUGAAGUCCUAUAUCCUUCAGAAUAUUAUUUAUGCUGGUGCUGGAGAAUAAGUUGUAUUCUUCCCAUACAACUGCAAAAAAGGUGGCAGUUCUCUCCAAGACCAAGCCUUUUCCUCUUUGAAUUAGCGGUUCUACAUUCUUUACAAUGCCUCUUCAGUCAGACAUCCUCCGUGAAGUAUGGGCAUCUGAAGGUGCAAAUGAGGAAUCUGCACCUCCGAAACUUAAACAGAAGCUGAGGAAGAAAUUGAAAGACACUACACUGGAGGCAAAGCCUAAAAAAUCCAGAGUGAAAAAGCAGGAAAAAUCAAGCACUGCAGAAGAAGCCAAUAAUGCUUCAGUUACUACUCUUGUCAGAAAUGUAAAAAAAACUAAAAAGGAGAAGCCACGAGAACAGGAUGAGAAAGUUACAUACGCCAGAUUAAUUAAGGAUCCCAAAAAAGAGAAGGAAACCUCUUCUUCUCGCUCCAGCAUCAGCAAGACACCAAAAAAGAAACACGAAGAGUCUGAUGAUGAAGAUGAGGAGGAGGAGGAGGAAGAGUGGGAGGAAGAGGAGGAAUCUGAAAUUGAAGAGCCACCAAAAAUGCCCAAAAGAAAGCUCGUCAAAGCUACUUCAUUGGACAAAAGUAAAGUGAGGAAGGCCAAAAGUAAAGGAAACAAGACGGAAGCUGGUAUCAAGGCAGCAACUACAAAGACUCUGAAAAAAGACUCAACCUCUGUCUUCCACGUGAAUGAGGAUAACAAAGGCAAACGUGUCAAAAGCAAAGUGCUAAAAAAUAGCGACACAGAAGAUGAUUCCAGUUCCAAUGCCAAGUCAACCAAAUCGGCGAAAAAGAAGAGUGCGGCGUCCAUGUUUCAGACUGGAGGAGAAGGCCUCAAGGAGAAGAAAGCUAAAAAGAAGGUUCCUGCCAAAACCAUGGAAAAUGAAAGCAAGGAAGAGGUAGUCCAUAAGAACUCCAACCGGAAAGGGAAAGUCAAGAAAUCCAAAAAGAAAGAAGAAAGGCCACCUUCUCCAGUCAUUGAAGAGGACAAUCUUGAGGAAUUUGUGCUGCAGCCAGCUCCUCAUGGAAUGACCAUCAAGUGUCGUCUCACUCGAGACAAAAGAGGAAUGGAUCGUGGUCUCUACCCUACCUAUUACCUUCAUCUUGAUAAUGACAAAAAGAUCUUCUUGUUGGCUGGUCGAAAACGUAAAAAGAGCAAGACAUCUAAUUAUCUGAUUUCCACUGAUCCUACUGACUUGAGCAGAGAUGGGGAGAACUUCAUUGGAAAGCUAAGAUCCAAUUUAAUGGGUACUCGAUUCUCAGUGUUUGACAACGGUGUAAAUCCAGACAGAGCAAAUGCUGACUGGUCCAAUGUACGCCAGGAGCUUGCAGCUGUUAUUUAUGAGACAAAUGUAUUAGGUUUCAAAGGACCUCGAAAAAUGACAGUGGUCAUUCCUGGAAUGAAUUCUGAUAAUGAAAGGGUGCCAAUCCGUCCCCGAAAUGAUAAUGAUGGGUUACUCAUGAGAUGGCAGAAUAAGAUAAUGGACAGCUUAAUUGAGCUGCAUAACAAAGCCCCUGUAUGGAACGAUGAAACUCAGUCUUAUGUGCUGAACUUCCAUGGAAGAGUUACACAUGCCUCGGUUAAGAACUUCCAGAUUGUGCACAGUGAUGACCCUGAAUACAUUGUCUUGCAGUUUGGCCGAGUGGCUGAUGAUGUUUUUACCAUGGACUACAAUUACCCACUUUGUGCUGUGCAGGCUUUUGCCAUUGCCCUCUCAAGCUUUGAUGGGAAACUGGCCUGUGAAUAGCAUGUCUACAAUGCCAUCAUGCCAAGCUUCAAUGACAUUUCCUCAGCCAGGGAACAGACAUGCUCAUGUCUUCAAAUUAGUACUACUGCUCUUCCAGAACAUUCCUGAGCAUUACCUUAUCAUUCUGAAGAAGGUGAUUUGAAAAGGUUGCAAAUUAUCACCUUAACUUAUUAGUAACAAAUAUGUCUGGCCCAAACUUGCUUGGCAGGAUCCAGUUCCACCCUGUUUCUCAGCAUGCCCAGCAAUUAAGGUUAAUCUGUAUGACCAGGUUGUCCUACUAACCAUUUCUCUGAUGGCAACUUCUAUCCACCCCCAGCCCACCAGGAAGACCGAUUCUACCCUCCUUUCCUGUCAUGAACUAAAAAUGAUGUUUUUCCUAAUGCCGUGCUUCAUUUCUAUAUAGAGAAAGAUCUCCACUCCAAUUAGCUAUCAUGAACAACGGUGGGGAAACUUUUUCCUUCCAGUCAUUCCCUUCCCUUCCAGUUGGCAUUUUGUUAUGGAAUCAACUCUUGGUUGAUCUGAAUAAAGCAGACCCUGCACUCGUGGGAAAAUACUAGGAAAAAAAGGAAAAGCCAGAAUGCCUGACAUCUUAUGAAUGGAUCUCAGUUGAUGAACUUGUUUGCUUCUUGGUUUCACCAGUGGACCCGCGAAGUGGUGAACUUUUUCAGGUUUGCUUUAGAUUUUUUGUGCCUACCACUUCCUCUAGUUUCCACUUUGUUCACCUGCCUCCUUGUGUUGUAAUUGCAUCUCAACAAUUUGGUGGAAAAAAACCAAAACCAAGAGGAAGUGACCCUUGUUGCUACAAUAAUAAUAAUAAAAAAAAACAACAGUUAGUUGAUUGUUUCACUGAUCAAAAGUGAAAGGUUCAACUUUUUUUAAGUUCAUUGACUGAGCCAUGAAAAAUGGUUGGUCCUUCCUUCCUUCCUUCCUUCCUUCCUUCCUUCCUUCCUUCCUUCCCCACUGAUGGAUGUACCAGUCAGAAACCUAUCAAGUACGAAGAGAGUCCACCAAGGGGACUUCAUACAAAAAUUCUAACAAAGGAAACCACUGUUCUCAAAGACUCAUCCACAGAAGAGAAGGAUGUUGGUACUUGCUUUCCAAGUAUGAAAAAGAAGACCGUGUGUGUGGGUGUGUCCGUGGGUCCACCAAGUAGGAGCUGUGGUAAGCAAAACCUAAUCAGAAACUCAGACCAUUGCCAUGGCCAAAGCAGAGAAGAAAAUUGAAGUUCAGAAAGGGAGUUCUUAUCCAGCUUCAUUUCUAGCCUAUUUAUACACAGAAUCUUAAGCCUGCAGCAUGAAAAUACUGUAACUGAAUAUAUUAGAAAUAUUUUUAUUUUUAUUUAGUGUUCCUUGAGAAAUCUCUUGAUCCUACAGGAAGCUCAGAGAGUAUUUUGAUCAGAAACUACUCUAGUAGUCAUUACUGGACCCAUGAGAAUGUAUGAUUUGGCUAAGAGAAUUUAGACGAAAUUGGUAAUUAUUCGUCAAAUAUCUUCAAUAUUCUGUGAAUAUUAUUUCUUUAACUGGAUAUUCCUGAAUUUAUUUGAAUGGUAAUUUCAACUCUAUCCAUUAGUAUCAUUUCCCCAUAGUAUCAUUGUCAGGGUGUUAACAUCCACUUUUUAAAAAAACCAGUCUGCUAUCUUUAUUAUCAAUGUUAUACUGUAAUUUUAAACAAGUUAGGACCAAGCUACUUCUAUACAAAGAUAAUACUGGGAAGGAAGGAAGGAAGGAAGGAAGGAAGGAAGGAAGGAAGGAAG